Molecule: messenger RNA, 1698 nt
Organism: Culicoides brevitarsis
Lineage: Eukaryota; Metazoa; Arthropoda; Insecta; Diptera; Ceratopogonidae
Product: juvenile hormone esterase-like
Exons: 2
Coding region: 1-1698 (565 amino acids)
Source: RefSeq, a predicted model, not a curated record
AUGGAUCAAGUCAUUAAACAAAUUUUAUUAACUUUUUUGCUCAUUAAUUUGCUUCAAUGGUCAAUUGGAGCUCCAUUUUCCGAUGAGCCCAUUGUUGAAUUGAAUCAUGGAGGACUUGUUCAAGGAAGUGUUCGUCAUUCGAAUCUUUCUUUCAUUACAUAUUACUCCUUCAAAGGUAUUCCGUAUGCUGAACCUCCUGUUGGAGAUUUGAGACUUCGAGGAACUCUUCCGCACAAAGGUUGGAAUGGAAUUCGUGAUGCUUCGAAACACGGAGAAGUUUGUUUGCAACUCGCUCGUGAUGGAUCGAAUGCAGUUUUAGGAUCUGAAGAUUGCUUAACACUUGCGGUUUAUACUCCAAAAGUCGUUAAUGAGCCAAAGUAUGCAGUUAUGGUCUACAUUAAUGGCGGAGGCUUUUUGUACGGAAACGGAAAUGAAGAAGAUUUGAAUCCAGAUUUGUUAGUAGCAGAAGAAAUAGUUGUUGUAAAAAUAAAUUAUCGUGUUGGUUUCCUCGGAUUUUUGUCGACAAAUGACAAAAACAUACCCGGAAACUAUGGCUUGAAAGAUGUUUUGGAAGCUUUGAGAUGGAUUCAAGCAAAUAUAAAACGAUUUGGCGGAGAUCCAUCGAGAGUUACGCUCUUUGGAAACUCCAGCGGCGGAAUGAUGGUACAUAUAUUAACUUUGUCUUCCUUAUCCAAAGGACUUAUUCACAGAGCAAUUCCGCAAUCAGGAAUUGCUUUUGCUUAUUCAGGCAUUCAACGUAAUGCACGAAAUCGUACUUUCCAAAUGAUGAAUUUAAUGAAUAUUACUUUUGAUACAACGGAAGAUCUUAUUGUUAAAUUGCGAAAAAUUGAAGAUCCAAGUAUUUUUGUGUUACCAACUCCUGACACAAUGGAUCCUAUGGAUUUUCCGAAGAUGAAAGGUGAAGUAUUUUAUGCGCCAGUUAUUGAGCCAAAAGAUUCUAAAGAACCUCAAGUGUUAACUGAUGAACCGGAAAAUAUAAUAAGAAAUGGAAAAGCUUUGGAUAUUCCUCAAAUAAUUUCAAUCACGAGCGAGGAAGUGUUAUCUUCAGCUCUCGAGUAUGAAUAUUUUCCCGGAUUAUCUGAUCUUUUUGAACAACAUCCGGAAAACUUCUUUCCUCUUGGAUGGAAAAUGCAACCAAACUCAACUGAAGCUACAGAAUUCAUGGAGAGAAUACGAAAUUUGUACUUUGACGGAAAGCAAAUUGAAGAUGUUUAUGACUACAUUCAUUUCGCUUCUGAUUUAUGUUUUAACUAUCCCGCAUACAAAACAGCUCGUAUUCAUGUUGAAAGUCAAAGUAAUCCAAUUUACUUCUCAGUCUUUGGAUUUUAUGGCGAUUUGAGUUCAUACAAGAAGAAAAAUAAUUUGGAUAAAUAUGAAGGAGUUUGUCACGCGGAUGAGUUACCUUAUCUCUUUCCAAGCCCGAAAUUUCCAGAAGUUACGCCCGAUAAUCUUGCGUUCAAGGUUAGAGCUCGUACAGUUCGUCUUUGGGCUAAUUUUGCAAAAACAGGAAAUCCAACGCCCAAAUUCGAUGAAUUGGUAAAAGUUGCUUGGCCAAGAAUGAUGAAAAAUUAUUACUAUUUUGCGGAACACAAUGAAGAUAUGUACAUUAAAAUGAAUCCAUUUGGGCAAAGAUUAGUUGAAUGGUGGGAUAUGGAUCACAAAUUCAACUACAUUUAG